AUGAGAACUACCUAUGUGAACAGUUACGUGACUAAGUACAAAUGCUGCGAGAACUGGUACCCCAAUGCGGAUGGUACCAACUGUGAUAUACCAAUCUGUGAUCAGCGCCGAGGUGAUGACGCCGGCACCUGUCAAAAUGGCGGGACUUGUACAGAGCCAGGGAUUUGCAUGUGUCCCUUUGCUGAGGGACUAAACCAGUACGACUGCUCAGAUGUUAACGAAUGUGAAUUCAUCAAUGGCGGCUGCAGUCAUGACUGUGUGAACACAGCUGGCUCCUACCACUGCGCAUGUCCCGACGGUUUCGCGCUGUCUACUGACGACAAAAGCUGUGUCCCGUCAUGUUUCGGCUUCAUUCCUGCCGGACGAUGUCUUAACCGAGGGAAAUGUAUAGCGCCCGAUCAGUGUCAAUGUCCUCACGGUUUAAUUGAACCUGAUUGUAAAGAUUUGGACGAAUGUGACACCGAUGCUAACACUUGUAGUCACAACUGUAACAACUACCCCGGGGGAUUCUACUGUACCUGUCCCGACGGCAGUGAACCAGACGACGGGGAAAACUGCCAAGAUAUUGAUGAAUGUAUUAACGAAAAUGGCGGAUGUGCCCAAGUUUGUGAGAACACGGAAGGAUCGUACAGAUGUGCGUGUGAGGAUGGAUUCGCCAUGUCGAACACAUCAACAGGAGUUGGAGAGUGUUUGCCCGUGUGUUACGACAAGCCCCCGGGUUUAUGCAGCAAUGGUGGUACCUGUGUUGAGCCCGACGAGUGUGAAUGUCCGCCAGGAUUUCAAACGCCUCAGUGUGACGACAUCGACGAGUGCGGGACGAGCACUCACGACUGUGAACAACAUUGUGUGAACUCACUUGGCGGCUUCCGCUGCACCUGUGAUGAAGGAUACGCGCUGUCAACUGACAACAGGAGCUGCACACCCGCAUGUUUUGACGAAGAACCUGGCGUAUGUCCAAACCACGGAGUGUGCGUCAGACCCGGGGAGUGCCGGUGUGGGGCGGGGUAUGCCCCUCCCCAGUGCGAUGACGUCGACGAAUGCAUGCUGGAUCAGGACGACUGCGAUCAGCUUUGUGUCAACGUUAAUGGCACCUUCACAUGCGACUGUCGGGACGGAUUUCAGCUGACGGACGACAACAAAACUUGCAUUCCUGUGUGUUUUGGAGAGACACCCGGAAAUUGUCCAAAUGGAGGAUCCUGUCAGGCCCCCGAUGAGUGCACGUGUCUCUAUGGUUACAAGCCGCCAGAUUGUCAAGACAUCAACGAGUGUGACAUAACAGCGCAGGAACAGCCGCCGUGUGAACAGGUGUGUGUGAACACCCCGGGGUCAUUCCUGUGUGAGUGUGAGGAGGGGUUUGCGGAAGAUGAGGACGGGGCAUGUCAGGCCUUGUGUGUGGCAGAAGAAUUACCAGGCCGGUGUCUGAAUGGCGGGAUUUGUGUCUCCCCGGGGGUUUGUGAAUGUCUGGACGGUUAUGAGGGUGAUACCUGUUCAGAGGCCACGUUUUGCAAGGUGAAUAACGGCGGUUGUUCUCACGAAUGCAUCAUGGUACCUGGAGGGUAUAACUGCUCAUGCCCUGACGGUUACACACUGACUGAGGGCACACAGUGUGAAGAUGUGGAUGAAUGUCAGGGUGAUCGCAAGUGUCAACAGAACUGUACCAACACUCCGGGGUCAUACGAGUGCAGCUGUCAACCUGGCUACGUGCAGAGCAACAAACAUAUGUGCAUGGGUAGUGUACCAGUUAUCUACGCUCCAAAGAGCCGUGUGCGGUUAAACCGUGUCAGCAUAACGGGAAAUGUGAUCCUCUGUGGGACGGUGGUUAUAGCUGUGACUGUACCGGGACCGGGUACACUGGGGUCCACUGCGAGUCAGGGGUGA
This is a messenger RNA of Liolophura sinensis, 1878 nucleotides long. RefSeq names its product fibrillin-2-like. Gene Ontology annotation, molecular function: calcium ion binding. NCBI's taxonomy places the organism in Eukaryota, Metazoa, Mollusca, Polyplacophora, Chitonida, Chitonidae. The coding region runs from base 1 to 1878 and encodes 625 amino acids. The record is from RefSeq and is a predicted model, not a curated record. The transcript has 17 exons.